AUGGACCCACAGAACGCUGAGGCUGGCGAGGCCUACCUCAACUCCAUGGGCUUCCGAUCACUCAUUGAGUGGAUGACUGCGGAAGCGCUACUGUCCAGACCUGAUGAUCCACUCACGUUCCUCCAGGCUCUACUACAGGAAAAGAUAGGAGAUAGAAAGAGUGGCGAGAAGUUUCAACCCGAACACACGCUGGCCUACAUCAAGCAAUGCUACGCCGCAGCAAGCGCUUCAGCUGAUGAGAAUGGUCGCAUUCUGGUCAAGCCCCGAAAGUUUGCACCCCCUCCACCUGUACCCAAUACGUUGGCCCCACAACAUGGCAAUGACCCAGCGCUGGUUCAUCGAUUAUCCAAGAUGGAGCAAGUUAUUCAGGCUUGCCGCGUAAUCGGCUCUGAGCUGGACCCCAUGGAAGCAACCAAGAUUAUUAUCAAGCAAGCAUGCGCGGUGUUGAAUGCGGAGAGAGCGACACUUUUCAUUUAUGGAAUUGCUGGUACCGUGGCUGCGACUGGCAAAUCCAUGAACAUCUCGGACGCAUAUACAGACCCGAAUUUUGACUCACAGUACGACCAGCGCAAUGGUUACCAGACCCGGUCAAUGCUGUGUGUACCGGUUCGCAACGGUGCCAACCACAUUGUUGGAGUCAUGCAGGUUCUCAACAAAAUCUCCGUCGACAAGAAGGCGAGUUUUUGUGACGAAGAUGAGGAAUUCCUGGCAAUCCUAGCAGCGCAAGCAGGCGUGGCACUCAGCAACGCGGAUACGCACACGGACGCAUGCAUUGCGCGUGAAAGAGUCAAAGACGUGCUGAGUAUCGUGCAGGAUAUGCACCGUGAUCUGGGCUUCAUCUCGCUCAUGUUCACCAUUUCUACACGCGUCCAGAAGUUCGUCAACUCAGAUCGCUGCACGCUGUACAUUGUGGAUCGUGCCAAGAAUGAGCUCUGGACUUUGCAGGGAGAGGUGAAUAUCCGUGUGCCAUUAAACCAAGGUAUUGCGGGUGCAGUAGCGUUGAAUAACGAAGCGAUCAACCUUGAGAAUGCCUAUGACGACCCGCGUUUCAACAAGGAUUUCGACCAAAAGCUCGGGUACCAGACACGAAGCGUGCUCGCUAUGCCUCUCCGCAACGGAUCGUACGAAGUCAUUGCAGUCGUUCAGCUGAUCAACAAGCUGGACGCAAGUGGUGUGUUCUCCACGGACGAUGAAGAGCUUCUAGGCACCUUCUUGCAGAUCGCCGGGCCCAUCCUUUUCAACUCGCACUCGCACCUCAAAAUUUCGUCAUCGCAAAACAAAGAAGAGGUCGGGACAGAGUUUACGGGGAAGAGUACACGCGGAGGACAAGAGAUAGCGGAGAUGAACGUCAUUUCAGAGAACGAUGAAGAGGAAGCGUAA
Messenger RNA from Phytophthora infestans T30-4, 1380 nucleotides. Its product is annotated as dual 3',5'-cyclic-AMP and-GMP phosphodiesterase, putative. Lineage: Eukaryota; Oomycota; Peronosporomycetes; Peronosporales; Peronosporaceae. The transcript has 6 exons. Gene Ontology annotation, molecular function: protein binding. The record is from RefSeq and is a predicted model, not a curated record. The coding region runs from base 1 to 1380 and encodes 459 amino acids.